AUUAUAAGCAGCAGUGGGACGACAAAUACUUUAAUGAAUCUCUACAAUGAGUACCGUUUGCGGCGAACCAAUGGAAAUGGAUCUAUAAUAUUGUCGGGAAUACCCAUUAAUAGGGGUCUCAAUCAUACCGUCAAACGGCAACUCAAUAAAUUAUUCGCGCGAAUAUAUCAUUCAUCAAUAAUCGGUCACAAAUUUAAAAAGAACCAGUUAUACAAUAAAAUCAAUUAUGCCAAAUUGCAUGAGUUGCCCUGUUUGACGCCCUAUAGUGCGCCCCCACCUGCGCACCCUACGUAUAGUGCCCCCAUAUAUACCCAG
Molecule: messenger RNA, 315 nt
Organism: Oppiella nova
Lineage: Eukaryota; Metazoa; Arthropoda; Arachnida; Sarcoptiformes; Oppiidae
Source: the annotation of a GenBank genome assembly